Molecule: messenger RNA, 3045 nt
Organism: Patella vulgata (common limpet)
Lineage: Eukaryota; Metazoa; Mollusca; Gastropoda; Patellidae
Product: lipase member H
Exons: 6
Coding region: 438-1535 (365 amino acids)
Biological process (GO): lipid metabolic process
Molecular function (GO): lipase activity
Source: RefSeq, a predicted model, not a curated record
AUAGUGGGUCAAUCUUUUGUUCUUUUUGACUGUGUUUGAUAGAAAAGGGAGACGCACUCUUCUUUCGGAAUUCUAGUACGGAGGACACUCCUUUCUCCGUUCUUUAUGCCUAAUCGUGAAGUUAGGAGAGAUACGUUUCUAGUGCCGAGAACGCCUCUUUCUCAUAUCUGUAUGCCUGAUAAUCUAGUGAAAGGGAUACGGUUCAAGCACCGAGAGCAUCCCUUUCUAAUAUCCGUCCGGUUGCCUGAACGUUAGAAGAGAAGAGUUUCUAGUUCCCGGUACUGCAACACUUCUUGUCUAUUAGCUUGUGAAGUUGUUAUUUCUUUCGCGGAAAACGCCAAUUUCUGGUAAUGUUAUCUGUAAGAUUGUAAAGUAGUGGCUGUGAAGUCUGUGCCUGAGAAGUCCACUGGUUGAGUUGUUUAAGAGACGAGUAGAAGAUGUUCAAGCUAUUUUUCUAUAUAAAUCUAUGGUUUAUAGUCUACAUAUCUCGUACUUCAGGCUGGUUCUUUCUGUCGGAUAACACCCCGGUUUGCUAUCCUCCGUUCGGAUGUUACAACACGACAUAUCCGUUCAACAAUUCUGCAAACAUAUUACCGCAGUCUCCCGAACGGGUUGGUGUCGGUAUUUAUGUGUUUCAAGACCACCUGCAUUCCGUUCGUUUAGACUGGGACGUUUCUAUCCAAGAGUUAUCUACCUUGAUUGUUCCAGACUUGAAAACGAUUAUUUUGAUUCACGGUUAUCAGGAUAAUGGAAGGACACUGUGGAUAAUGAAGAUGGUCCAGGAAUUAUUUAAUAACAGGGAACCGAUGAAUAUUUUAACACUGGACUGGCGAAGAGGUGCUGAUGUGUUGGUUUACCAUCAGGCUGUAGCCAAUACAAGGAUCGUGGGAGCUCUAGGUGCUGAAGUGAUACGGAAACUGGUGGCCGUUGGGGUCAGUUCUAGGGCUAUACAUUUAAUAGGCCAUAGUCUAGGAGCCCAUAUAGCAGGAUAUAUUGGUACCGAAGUUAAAUAUACCAGCAGAAUAUUCAGAAUAAGCGGUUUAGAUCCAGCUGGUCCAUAUUUUGAAGGAACUCCUCCAGUGGUUCGAUUAGAUGCUACUGAUGCUGUAUUUGUGGAUGUUGCCCACACCAAUACCGAACCACUGCACACAUUAGGUUUAGGUAUAUUAGAACCUGGUGGGACUGUCGACUUUUAUCCUAAUGGUGGUGUGAAUCAGCCGGGGUGUGGCAGUACCUUGUUAGGUAGAAUAUUAAACUUGUUUGAAAAAAGAGAUCUCAAGCAGUCGAUUGGUUGCAGCCAUCUUCGGGCCACAGACUUAUACACGGAAUCCAUCAAUUCAGAAUGUCUAUAUGCUACACACUAUUGUUUAUCGGUACAUAAUAUAUCCGAGUCCAGUUGUCUCCCCUGUACAAAUGUUCACUGUCCGCAAUUUGGCUAUAACUCCGUACAAAACGGUUUCGCCGGUAUAUUUUACUUCAGGACAAAUAGUAGAUCUCCAUUUUGCACACAUCCAUAUUGGAAUCCUUAUUAUUAGACUAACUGUCUUGGCCUUCAUAAAUAAUAAACUGAUUUGUUCCGUAUUGAACAAAGGUAAGGUCGCCUGUCCAACCUCGUGGGUUUUCUCCGGGUCCUCCGGUUUCCUCCCACUGCUAAAGACCACUAUGCGCAAGCGAAUUAUUGAAAUAAAAUUGAACCAUGUGUUAGUCCCGAAAUGACCUAGUUUGUGUCGAGUUGACGUUAAACCCCAGUUCUCUCUCUCUCUCACUCGUUAUGGUUACUACACAAUGUGCCUGAUAUCACCUCCGGUAAAAUAACUUUCAUCGUUUAUCAAUUAUGAAGGCUCGGACUGUAGAUCAAACCGGAGUGGGUUUGGGUGUGGGGGAUGGAAUGGUCUAACGCGUGCACAUUAGAUCAUAAUAACUGUUAUUAAGUCAGGGUGUUUGGUGGCCGAAUGGUUAAUGCCUGAGCGGUUGAUCAUAAGGUCUGUCAUUGACUCAAGUGUCACAGUUUCGACUCCUCGUUUGUACGUGACAAGGAGUAGGGUCGCCUGUCCAGCCUCAUGGUUUUUCUCCAGGUCCUCCGGUUUCUAUUGCUAAAGACCCCUAAGCGCUACGAAUUAUUGAAAUAAAAAUGAAACAUAUGUUAGUCCCGAAACGAUCUAGGGUGUGUCGGUUUGAUAUUAAACCCCAAACAAAAAUAUCAACGCCAAAGUGAGAAAGUCUGGAGAAAGUAUUAUAUAUGUAAUUUGCAUUUAUCUACUGUUUUCUUGCAUUGUUCGAUGCCCGUGGUAACCUGUUCUACUCUCGGGCGAAAGUUCGGGAGGUUUCAUGUCUGUCGUUUACCUGCCAGGCCGACAAGCCAAUGUGAUUCGGAUGUGAGGAAAAUCCGAGGUCCACCCGAGUACAUUAUUGUCAUGCACGUAAAAGAACCUUUGCCAGUUGGGAGAUCGAUGGAGAGUGGGCGAAAACACCACUGCCCUGUGCAAAAUACUUCUACCUUUCAUAACACACGUAACCAUAGAAAUCGUUUGUUUUGUCUGCAUUGUGUUGUGCAGUUAUUGUGUAUUUUUUUUUAUGAAUUAAUAGGGCAAUUACAGAUCUUGAUAUUAUAUUAAAACAUUUAACAUUUAUGGAAACUUUGAUGAAAAUUGUUGGUCUUCCCCUUUAACAAUUGGUGUUCUGAAUGUACAUUUAAUAUAUUCCUUUUAAUUCUUUGGUAUGCCGCUUUGUAAAGGAAAAUAACUGUGAUUAGACAAGCUCUGGCGGUACUAACUGUUUAUACUUUAAAUAAUGUUCUACUUACUAUAUCAGUAUCCUGUCCCAUGUUGUUAAUACUCAGAAUUGUAUUGAUCUGGGGUCUGUUUCACGAAAUUUUAACUAAGAUAAAAUCUAAAUUUUAGUAAUUUGAUCGGAUAAUAUUAGAUUGAUUUUAGUGCUUAGCCAAUCAAUAUUGAAGUAUCUACUAAAAUUUGGAUUUUAUCUUUAGUUAAGAUUUCGAGAAACAGUGCCCUGUUUUAUUGAUUUUAUUAAAAAACACUUCAUAUA